AUGAAUGGAUCAAUUGUUGCUGUGGAUCGAACCUACAAACCAAAAGCAUUAUACAGUUUGUUAAAGGGAGCUGUGAAAGAAAAAUGUCUUUGUAUUACAGAGCCAGGCGUGGGUCGAGAACAAACAAACAUGACGUCUUGGGUGUUCCCCUUCCACAUCUUCCAUCGAUUUCAGAAAUUGGCACUUUUUUAUGCAACUUUUGUUAAAAUAAAUAAACCGUAUCAUUGUGAUAUCUGUGGUAAAUCAUUCUUUCAAAAUAGUGACUUAACAAAACACAUACGUAUUCAUACUGGGGAGAAACCGUAUCAUUGUGAUAUCUGUGGUAAAUCAUUCACUCAAAAUAGUGAGUUAACAAAACACGAGCAUGUUCAUACAGGAGAGAAGCCAUAUCGUUGUGAUAUCUGUGGUAAAUCAUUCUCUGAAAAUAGUGCCUUAACUGCACAUAAACGUAUUCACACAGGAGAGAAGCCAUUUCGUUGUGAUAUCUGUGGUAAAUCAUUCUCUGUAAGUAGUUCACUAACACAACACAAACAUAUCCAUACCGGAGAGAAGCCAUAUCGUUGUGAUAUCUGUGGUAAAUCAUAUUCUCACAGUAGUCACUUAGCAAGACACAAACAUACUCAUACAGGGGUGAAAGGAAAAGGGUAGUCUCUGUAGUUUCCUGUUUGCUAUAUUUGUUUAAUAUUCCUGUGUUUUAUGCAAUGGAAAUUAUGAUUAAAAUAUUUCCCAAAA
Octopus sinensis (East Asian common octopus) is the source of this 732-nucleotide messenger RNA. Its product is annotated as putative zinc finger protein 56. The record is from RefSeq and is a predicted model, not a curated record. The coding region runs from base 1 to 648 and encodes 215 amino acids. Lineage: Eukaryota; Metazoa; Mollusca; Cephalopoda; Octopoda; Octopodidae. Gene Ontology annotation, cellular component: nucleus. The transcript is spliced from 5 exons. Gene Ontology annotation, biological process: central nervous system development; regulation of transcription by RNA polymerase II. Gene Ontology annotation, molecular function: RNA polymerase II cis-regulatory region sequence-specific DNA binding; DNA-binding transcription factor activity, RNA polymerase II-specific.